This is a messenger RNA of Frieseomelitta varia, 6049 nucleotides long. It is a transcript of the gene thw, whose product is annotated as mucin-5AC-like. Gene Ontology annotation, cellular component: extracellular region. Gene Ontology annotation, molecular function: chitin binding. NCBI's taxonomy places the organism in Eukaryota, Metazoa, Arthropoda, Insecta, Hymenoptera, Apidae. The transcript is spliced from 6 exons. The coding region runs from base 24 to 5084 and encodes 1686 amino acids. The record is from RefSeq and is a predicted model, not a curated record.
AUCAUACAUCUUGUUACAGAAUCAUGCGCAAGAAUUUAUCGAAAAUGGAGUGUCUCGAAGUAAUCCUAUUUUUAUGUUCAGUGGUCACUUUCAUGGUCAGCAAUUGCGAAGCGGAGUCAGAAAAUAAUAGUGAAAAGGCAAAUCUGCGGAAACUCUCGUCAGAGUUGGACUUGUCCAGCAUAGAGGCAUCAAUAGAGAACGAGGAGACGUUGAGGAGAAUAGUGAAGAGGCUGGCACCCGAGAAGAAUGGCGAGUACCAAAUUUAUCAAGUCUUCUUCGGCAAUGCGGACCUUCUCAAGGAAUGGCUCAAAGGAGCGGGCGUGACAGGACAGCCGGGUGUGGACUUUCCAGCCCUGACGACGAUCCCAGCCACUUCGUUCAGCUGCCGCGGUCUGAAAGGUGGUUACUACGCGGACUUGGAGACGAAUUGUCAAGUAUUCCACAUAUGCGACAACGGACGAAAGAUCUCGUUCCUCUGCCCGAACGGCACCAUCUUCCAACAAUCGCAGCUGAUUUGCGAUUGGUGGUUCAAGGUGGACUGCAGCAAGUCCACGGAGCUGUACGAGCAGAGUAGCGAGCAGCUGCUCGAGGAGGAGCGACGGCGCGCCGAGUCGCGUAAAUCGAGAUUGGACUAUCAGCAGUCGAUCGAGUCGAACGGUCAGCAGGACUACUACGACGUGCAGAGUCUCAGCUACGACGGCAAGCAGAACGGGAGGAUCAAGCCGUACGAGGAGCCAUCGCAGGAGAACCAGGUCCAAUCGAACAGAGAAAGAAUCAAAUCCUCCCGGUACUUUGACUCUGGCAACAACUUCAACAGCCAAGAGUCAAACUCGCCGAGGGACAACGACCAAUCGUCAUUUACCAAUGGGAUUCAAUCGAACAACCAACCAAAGCAGCAGCAGCAGUUCAAUCAAUUCGCGUCGAGGAACAUCGACGAAGGGGACAGGCACUCGACGACAGAUUACUAUCACAGCACACCGAAAAAAGCUCAGAAUUACCACGUGGUGAAUAGAAACUCGAACAGCCAACGAGACGACAAGGGCGCUUUGAAGAGAUUGAAGUUCAAAGGGCUGAACAGAGGCAACUUCACCGCUGCCAGUUCGCAGAGGGUCACGCCAGCUUACACAGAGUCGACGACGUUCAGAGGAGGCAGCAACACCAGCCCCGCCAAGGAGUCUCAGCAAUUCGCGGAGAGCGCGGCGUUCGUUAGCAAUCGCGGGAACCGGUUCAACGAGAACACCGGCAACACGCACCAGUAUUACUAUCAGUUGUACGUCAAUCGCGACCCAACUACGAGGAGUACUGACUCGAGACGAGGCAACGAGAACGACGUGUCCACGCAGAGGAACGAUUACUCGUUAUUCACGGACGCCGGGCCCACUUAUUACGAGACGACGACGACGCAGUAUCCGACGGCCACCGACGCGUGCAACGACGAGACCGAGGCUACGUCUACCUACGUUGACGCUCAACCGACGACCGAGUCACUUCUGUUUGCCAAUAGCAACUACGAGUACCGUGGAAGCCUGAGAACCACCGGGGCCAACGUUCGCAGCAGCUUCGUUAACAAGAGUUACUACAAUAGUAACAGCAACAGGGAGAGCAGCAGAGCAACUGCCGCGAGUAACACAGGAACGAUUCCGCCGACGACUCGUUCCUACGUGACCACGGACACGUAUCGUCAGAACACCAUCACCCCGAGCAGUUCCUCGCAGCAGAGGUACACUACGAACUACGUUACUGGCACGCCGACAGCGUCCUUUCGCAGCAACAAUUUCGGACGCAGCACGGAGAAACCAACGAUCGAUCGGUUAAACGUUGACGCGAAACUGGCCAGCAAGAGUCCCACGACAGUCUCGCCGGGUUCUCGGCAGAAUUCGAUCAGCACGAUCGAUGGUAACCAGUCGAAUAGAUUAAACGUUGGCGCGAAACUGAUCGGCAAAGGUUUGACCACAGUCUCGCCGGGUUCUCGGCAGAAUUCGAUCAGCACGAUCGACAGCAAUCGGCCGAACAGGUUGAACGUUGACGCGAAAAAUCCAACCACAACGGUUUAUCGGCAGAAUUCGAUCAGCACGAUCGACAGCAACCAGUCGAACAGGUUGAACGUUGACGCGAAAGGUCCAACCACAACGGUUUAUCGGCAGAAUUCGAUCAGCACAACUACGGAGAAGCCGUUCAGAAGCACCGCGGCUUAUCAACCGAGCACCGUGACCGAGAAAGACCUGAGCCCCUACGACAGAAGCUUCACGUACAAGCAGGGCAAAGUGAUGUCCACUCUAGGCCCUUACGUGCCGUUUACGAAGAACUACGCGCACACGUCGAGCAGCGGUCCAGCUUCGAAACCGACUCCGUACACCGCCACGGUGCCCACUUACACGACCAGUUACACCUCCGCGGGCACGAGGACUCUGACGCCGAAAUUGAAAUAUCCCGCGCCAACGUCGUUGAGUAAAAUCAAGCCGAGCGCGGCGCGGGAACACGCGUUGAGCAUGUUGCACUCGCUGAAGAGCCUCGAGCACAACGUGCCGAGUCUGUCGGAGGUGUUGAGAGGUAACGAACCUCGGGUGUCGAACGUUUCUGCUCCACCGGCUGCCUCGACGUUGCACUCUCUGGCCCUCUACUUCUCCACCGCCACGGAGAACUUCGACUCGAACGAGACGACGGACUCGUCGGUCAGCGCGGAGGCAGCGGAGAAGUCGUCGCUCUCGAGGAAGAGCAACGGAACGGUCCAGGUGCCGACCAGCCUCUUAACCAGACACACCAUCGACACGUACGCGCAACUGUUCAAGCUGAACGACGACGACGCGGAGACGAACAACGUGACGACGGAGGAGCGCUCGGACGAUUCGAGCAGUUACGGGGAGGACGACAGUACAGAGGACGAUUUGGAGCUUCAGCAAAGCGGCGGAUCGUUGGACGAUCUUCGAAAGUCGAACAGCACGAGACUACGAGAGCUGGCGCAGGUGUUCACGCACGCUCUCUCCGCAUACUUGCUGGACCCGGACUCGUUCAAGAGGGUGUUGACCGAGAUCAGGCCGACCGAGCCGUCGAAAACGACGGAGGAGAGCGACGACUCGUGGAAGACUACAACUCCGUAUCCGACCGGGGAGGACGAGGAGAGCACCUCCUCGACUAAAGAGAAAGACGAGGUUCUAGACUUUUCCGACGAUGGUAACGACGCCAGACACAAAUUGACCACCGUUUAUCCAACCACCUUCGAGCCACCUACCACCACCGUUCAAGAGAACGUCUACGACACGCUCAGCACGUUACCGAGCACUUACUACGCCACCACUCCCAGAGUCUUGUCCUCUCAAGAGGACAGUACGAACGCGUACUUCGAAACCUCCGAGCCUCCCACGGAGGAGAGCACGUUCACCUCGGACGCGAGUUUCUACGGUCAGAAUAACGUCGAGUCGACGGUCACGAACGAUCCGUUUGACCUUGAUAUUGGGAACCAGAGCCGCGUCGGCGGUUUCCAGAACAACAGCGCGGUGAGCACUGUUGUCCAGCCGAUCGAAAUGUUACUGGCCACUACCCCCGUGAGCGACAAUUACGUCGUUUCACCCACGCCACUCUCCCCGUCCACGUUCGUGCACAUGACCUACAACUGGAACAAAAAGUCGACGAGCAGGAAGCCCGAGCAGCAGCUGACACCUCCGUUUUUCGACGGUCGCUCGGAGACGAUCCGAAAGGCCACUUCGAGAGUUACUCCUGAGAGUUACUCCUCGAGCACGCCCGUGUCCACCACCGUCGAAGACUCACUGAUCCCCCAUCGCUCGAAGUCGCUGUUGCACGACUCGUCGAAGCCUCGCACAGAAUUGAAACCCGGAGUGUCCCUUCUGCCGACGUUACGAAGCAGUUACAUGAAAUUCCGGGAUCUUUACAAUCGCAUAACGGACGAGCGUGAAGCUUCUGAGAAGCCAGCGACGACGACGGUCCCCGUCACCGAGUCGACCAUAAACACUAGCGUGGAUGACACUACACCGUGCGCCGAUGACGAUUCCUCCAUCCUGUCUGUGGACCAGAGGGAAGAUUCAAAGGUAUUGGAGAACGAUCACUGGACUUCGUCACCGGCUGUUACCCACUUGUGGGAGACGUCGGUGUUCGUCGACCCUCAGAGAAUCAACCACGACCUGGAGUCGGAUCUUGGACCAUCGACCGUAACGACUGGCGCGUCCGAUGAAAGAGGGGAGUACGAGAACACGCCAUCCCUGGGCGAAGACGUGUCGAGCAGCUCGGACGAGUCGUUCGUCAGCGAGGAAGAAGACGUUGGUGCGCCGUUUUCCUCGCAGAGACUGUCGAGGGACAAGGACUCGCCCACGACCUUCUCUCUACUCCCGGCCUCGUUCUCCUCGUCCACCGUUGAGAACACUGUCACGCCGAAGCCGCUGAUUACCACGCGCAGCAGCAUCACGACGACUAUAACGUCCUCGAUAACCGCUUCGACGAACUCGUUGCCCCGGGAUACUCUUGGAUACAAUUCCUUGUUACCCUACGCGGCAGAUACGGGCAAGAGCAAGUCGAACGGGACGGAGAACGAAAUCGCCGAGAGGCUGUUCGGCAAAUUGAACGCCACGACCACCGACGCGUUGAUGAGGGUGAUGAAGCAGGUGGACAACAACGAGACCGUCCGACAGCUGGUGUUGCUUCUGAUACGACACUGCAGGGACCCCGCGGACAAGACGUUGCAACGCGAGCGGGAGGAGCUGUUGAACGCGUUGCUCCGACUGCCCGUGAACGAGUUCUCGUCGGAGGAUUCGAGGAACGCGGUGGCCGGUAUCAAUCGGCUCGGUUUGCCCGCCGAUGUCAAGUCGACCGGUCGCGCGAGGAGUGCCGAUCGAUCGACUCCCUCGACACUGUUGGCCACCGAUCCGCCGGUGACCACGUUCAGGAGCAGAAAGAGCCGGAGAUUUCGCACGACUACGGAGAACUCGGCGAGCAUCGUGAGACGAUCGGAAAAGACCGCGGCGUCCACCGACGAGAACAAUCGAUCGCUCGGGGACGAGGCAGCGUCCGCGUCCGACAACAGAGCCCUGGAACUUCUCCGAUCGUUGUACACGAUAGCUACCAAAUGGGGGUGAGGUUACCCAAUGGGAAACGGGGGGGAUCGUAUAGCGUUUUGACAGGCUCUGAAGAAUAAAUUCUUUUCGAGGAAACCGGGGAACUUGCAUUACAUUUCGUGUCGCUGUGCGCAGUUUGUUUGUCAGAUCGGUCGGUCGUUCGAGAAUCGGGCAUUGAUUCCGAAUGGUUGAUCGAUCUUGUUGAUCAACGAGCUACGACAAUUUUUAGUUUAACUUGAUUUGGAUGAAUCGAUCGUGACUAUGAAUCCGAGUCUCUUUUUUGCUUCCCUCGGUGUUCACGAUGUUCAUGGAAAUUGAUCUUGACAAACUAUGGGUAAUUUUCGUUUAAUUUUUCGAUUCGAAUGACACUGUGAAUUAAGCUUCUUCCUUAUUUUAUUCAAGAUCGAGGUUCUGAAUGAUCGAUCGAUCUUCCAGGCAAACUAUGAUAAUUUCGUUUGGCUUGAGAUUCGAAUGAAUCGAUCGUUUCUUUCUUGCUUUCUUUGGUGUUGAAGAUCGAGAAUAACACGAUGGAAAUUCUGAUUCUUGGUUGAUGGAUAGUCCCCGACAGACUAUGACUAAUUCGAUUGACUUGAUUCGAACGAAUCGAUCGUAUUAUGAAUCAAGUUUCUCUCUCGCUGGCGUUUAAUCUUGAACGAUUUUUUAAAUUUGGCUGGGGAAUUAAAUUGCAACGAUACGAGAGUGGAAGAUUUCUAUGGGGUGAUGGGAACGUGUAACACGUACUUAGUUACUAUGACGGAAGUACCUUUCUUUCCAAAUGUUUUUUUUUUCUUUUUUUUGUUUUCUAUACGCACACGGAAUUCCUCAAACUUUUAAACAUUAAGGGAUCGAGCUUCUGUCAGAUUAGUCAAACCAUUGCCCUGAAUUCAAGCCAUUUCGAUUGACCUGAUACAUGUGCAUGAUUGGCCUGCAAUCCAUGAAUAUAAAAUACUCUGACAAUGAGUAUUUUAACUGUUUUCAUAUUUUUA